AAAGCAAUCCAGCAGAGAGACUUUCACACAAAUGUCUCUCUUAAGCAAAUGGUUCUCACUGUCAGACAAGCCAGUCUGUGGCAUUUCCUGCGCUCUAAGGGCAAUAGGUGUAGGAUACACAUGGAGGCAAAGCAGAUCUUCUGUGAGGACCAGAGGAGCCUGCUCUGUGUGCACUGCUCUACCUCCCAGGAGCAUCAGGCUCACAGACAGUGUUCAGUAGAAGAGGCUGCUGAGCAACACAGGGAGAAACUCCUCAAGACCAUGUGCUCUUUAUGGGAGAAAUGCUGUGAAAAUGACAGAAACCUGAAUGUGGAAACUAUCACAAUCUGUUCUUGGGAGAUUUAUGUGAUCUUAAAGGGUGAAGCGAUCAGAGCUAAAUAUGAUAAUGUGUCUGCAUUUCUCAAUUCGGAUGAGCAAUAUUAUAUAGAGAGACUGCAAAGGAAAGGCAAUGAGAUUUUUGAACAACUCAAGGACAGUGAAGCCAGGAUGGCACACAAGAGGGAGCUUUUAAGAGGAAUGUAUACGGAGCUGAAGGAAAUGUGCCAUAAGCCAGGUGUAGAGCUGCUCCUGGAUUUUGGAGACAUAUUACACAGGAGUAAGGCAGUGUGUGUGCACAUGCCCCAGCCUGUGAAAGCAGAGCUCACUGCAGUGACCGUCUUUGGGUUGAUAGCAAGGUUCAACUUGUACAUAAUGAAUAUAAAUCUCCAGAAGGCAUUCUGUCUUCUUGGUUGUGCUAAAACCGACAUGCACCACAAUGUGUUCACCACCUCCCCACUUUUACUGCAAUAUGUGCCCAAACCUAUUGGCCGACUAGCGGUAUUCCUGGAUUAUGAAGAUGGAAGUGUGACCUUUAUAAAUGUAGCAAAAAGUUCCCUUAUAU
Messenger RNA from Myotis davidii, 880 nucleotides. RefSeq names its product tripartite motif-containing protein 49D-like. The record is from RefSeq and is a predicted model, not a curated record. The annotation marks the transcript as partial. Gene Ontology annotation, molecular function: zinc ion binding. The transcript is spliced from 2 exons. NCBI's taxonomy places the organism in Eukaryota, Metazoa, Chordata, Mammalia, Chiroptera, Vespertilionidae.